Molecule: messenger RNA, 1485 nt
Organism: Trichoplusia ni (cabbage looper)
Lineage: Eukaryota; Metazoa; Arthropoda; Insecta; Lepidoptera; Noctuidae
Product: elongation factor Tu-like
Exons: 6
Coding region: 71-1444 (457 amino acids)
Biological process (GO): mitochondrial translational elongation
Cellular component (GO): mitochondrion
Molecular function (GO): GTP binding; translation elongation factor activity; GTPase activity
Source: RefSeq, a predicted model, not a curated record
CCAACUUGUCAAAUAAUCAAAAUAACCUACAAACUCGAUGAAAACCUAAAAAUAUUUACAAGAAAGAAAAAUGAUGAGUGGGAGACUUAUAUUGCGGUCUUUAUACUGCAAUUUGACAACCAAAACUCCUUUCAAAUGUGGCUUGCAGCGUUCAAAUAGGUUAAGUUUCAGUGUUAUACAAGUUUUUCAUAACAACUUUAGUACGAAGGCCGAUGUUGAAAAUGUUGAGAAGAAGCACUGUAAUAUCGGGACUAUAGGUCACGUAGACCAUGGGAAGACGACCUUGACGGCUGCUAUCACGAAGGUGUUGUCUAAAGACGGGUUAGCCUCGUAUGUGUCUUACGAUGAGAUUGACCGAGCGCCCGAGGAAAAAUCAAGAGGUAUAACAAUAAACGCAGCGCACAUUGGCUACAGUACAAAGCUCCGUCAUUAUGCACACACAGACUGCCCUGGCCACGCAGACUACGUCCGGAACAUGAUAUCAGGAGCUUCACAAAUGGAUGCCGCAGUUCUGGUAGUAGCGGCUAACGAUGGACCGAUGCCACAAACAAGGGAACACUUGCUAUUAGCUAAGCAAGUUGGCAUACAGUAUAUAUUGGUGUUCAUUAAUAAGGCUGAUUUAGUUGACAAUGAGUUACUGGAACUAGUUGAGAUUGAGAUGAGAGAACUGUUAUCAGACUUUGGCUUUGAUGGUAAUACAGUGCCUGUGAUCUGUGGAUCAGCAUUGAAGGCGCUGAAUGGUGACCAAUCUGAAUUUGGUGUCCCAUCAAUACACAAGCUCCUAUCCACAAUGGAUGAAUACGUGCCCCCUAUAGUCCGCGACUUAAAGUCGCCAUUUUUGAUGCCCAUAGACAAUGCGUUCACUGUCCCUGGAAGGGGAACUGUAGUGGUUGGUACAAUUAAAAGGGGGAUCAUGAAGAAAAAUGACGAUGCCGAGCUAUUGGGAUUCGGGAAUAAUGUUAAGACAACUAUUUCUGAUGUGCAGAUAUUCAAAGAGAGUGUGCCCGAGGCCUUAGCCGGUGACAAUGUAGGCGUCUUGCUGCGCGGUAUGAAGAUGAAAUCAGUUGAAACCGGCAUGUUGUUGACGGCAGCUAAAAGUUGCUGCCUCAGUAAUCAUUAUAAAGCUAAGAUUUAUUUCUUGACGAGGAACGAAGGUGGGAGGCGAAAACCUGUGUUCUCGAAGUAUUCACAGCAAAUGUUUAGUGGGACGUGGAAUAUUGCGUGUAGGAUCGAUUUGGACCCAUCAAUGCACAUGAUGAUGCCUGGAGAUCACGGCGAGGUCUACCUCACGCUACUCGAAGAUAUGGUAAUGACACAUGGACAGCCUUUCACAAUAAGAGAGAACAACGUUACCGUGGCAACCGGAAUCAUAACAGAUAUACUUACUUCUAUAACUGUACCUAAAGGGAAGUUGGGAAAAGUUGACUUGAAGUUAGACGAUUAGGUUAUUGUGGAUAAAUCUUAAUAAAUUGUAUUAUAGUGUUA